Molecule: messenger RNA, 1134 nt
Organism: Teleopsis dalmanni
Lineage: Eukaryota; Metazoa; Arthropoda; Insecta; Diptera; Diopsidae
Product: zinc finger BED domain-containing protein 4-like
Exons: 5
Coding region: 1-1134 (377 amino acids)
Molecular function (GO): DNA binding
Source: RefSeq, a predicted model, not a curated record
AUGAUAGGAAGUGAAAAAGCUAAAUGCAGAUUAUGUGGAACAAACUAUUCAAUAAAAGGUGGUUCUACUUCAAAUUUGAGAAAGCAUUUAAACAUUAAGCAUCCCACGGUCCUAAGCGCCGUUAAACGGAAUCGUGAAGUUGCUUUCCAUGAAGUACUUGGCGAAGGGAGUAGCAGUACUAACUCACCAACGGUAGUUCCAUCAACCCCUGGUUUGGUGGCUGCACCAAGAAUAACGCAAACUUCUCUUGAAAGUUUUGUAAUGCGACCGUUAUCACUCCCACGUCAAAUAAAGAUUAACAACUUAAUUUUGGAUGUAAUAGUUGAAGAUGUACAGCCAUUUUCUAUUAUUAAUGACACUGGUUUUCGUAAACUCGUGUUGGGUCUCGAACCAUCUUAUGUGUUUCCAUCAAGAACAACAUUUAGUACAAUUUUUCUUAUGGAAAAAUAUAAUAAAGCGAAAGAAUCAAUACUGGAUAUCUUACAAGAAGCUAAAACUAUAUCAUUAACAACAGAUAUGUGGACUUCUAAUGCUAAUGAAAGCUAUUUGGCUGUGACAGCACAUUUCAUAUCCCAAAAUUGGAAAUUUAACUCCUGUUUGCUUAGCUGCGUGGAAUGUAGGUUCCAGCAUACCUCAGAAAAUUUGGCAGCAGAAAUUAAGCGAAUAAUAGAUGAAUGGCGUUUGACUAAUAAAAUAUUUGCUGUAACAACAGACAAUGCAGCAAAUAUUAUACGUGCUGUUACUUUGUGUGGAUGGUGUCAUGUUCCAUGCUUCGCUCACACAUUAAAUUUAAUAAUUCAAAAAGGCUUAAAAAAUAUUGAGCAUAUUAGACUAAAAUCAAAAAAUAUUGCUGAGUGGAAUUCAACCUGUUAUAUGUUCGAUAGGAUUAUAAAAAUAACUGAAGCUAUAUCCGCUACUAUUGGUAUUUUACGCAUUCCAUUGGAGGCCCUAACGGAAAAUGAUUGCUGUAUUAUAAAAGAAAUUUUAAAUAUUUUAAAACCAUUCGAACAAAUUACGACGGAAAUGAGCUCAGAAAAUAAUGUCACUCUAUCUAAAGUAAUUAAUAUUGUACGAGCAUUGAAUGCGGUUGUAACCAAACUUUCUAAGGAAAUAACAUCAAUAGAAGGGAAAUAA